Molecule: messenger RNA, 2881 nt
Organism: Malus domestica (apple)
Lineage: Eukaryota; Viridiplantae; Streptophyta; Magnoliopsida; Rosales; Rosaceae
Product: protein SIEVE ELEMENT OCCLUSION B-like
Biological process (GO): phloem development
Source: RefSeq, a predicted model, not a curated record
UUGUUUUUGCACUUCUUUUUCUCUCCAUUUUAAUUGCAUGCAUCAACUAUAUAAACCCUAGCUAGCUAGCUGGAACUGAAACCAACAAACAUCGAAGCCAUUUCUCUCUUCUCUCCCAUCCCCUCACAGCCAAGCUAACAGCCUCAACCUUUCGAAAAUGGCCCUUGUUCCUCAGAAUUUCCCUAAGGCCCCUGCACCUGCUCAGAAUUAUAAUAACCCCCCUCUACCGGCUGCUCAGAAUUAUAACAACCCCCCUGCUGCACCUGCUGCUCGGAAUUAUGAUCAGGCCCCUGUACCAGCUGCUCAGAAUUAUACCCAGACCCCCAUCCCAGCUGCUCAGAAUUACAAUCCGGCUCUUGUACCGGCUGCUCAGAAUUAUACUGCACCCGAUGCCCCAGGUGCUCAGAAUUACAAUGCGCCCCGUGCACCAGCUGGUCAGUAUUACAAUAAUCCCACCGCCGGAGGACGCAGAGGCGGAGACCACUACAACCGCCCUCUGCUCAAAACUGGGCGUCGCCAAUCUUCAAUAACUUCUGAUGACAGUAUGCUGACCAACCAAAUUCUGGCUAGUGACAAGUCUCAUGCCCGUCCCUAUGAUGUCACUCUUCUUUCUUUGAAACACAUUCUUCAAACCGUCGACGUCAUCCUGUCCCACGUUACCCAACCUGACAUCCACGGCAUUUUCACUGGAGCACCAGUGCCAGGUGCACAUGCCGAUGCUUUGGAGCAUGAUAAGGCUCUUUAUGCUACCAUGAGUGGCGUCCAUGACAACUACGAUGUUCCAACCAGCCUGUUUAAUGAAAUUUCCUGCGAGAUGUUCUGCAAGUGGCAGUCCGGGGAAGAUGCCAACAAGAUAACCAUGGACAUAUUAGACAUUGUGCAACACUACGACUGGGAUGAGAAGGUUGUUCUUGCUUUGGGAGCUUUUGCUGUGAAAGAUGGUGAAUAUUGGCUUGUGGCUCAACUUUACACCGCCAACCCUCUUGCAAAAGCGGUUGGGCAGCUUAAGCAAGUGCAAGAGAUACUGGAACGUGCCGGAACUAGCUUGAAGACCAAGUUUGACGCCUACAACAAUCUGGUUAGGGCCGUGCUCAACGUGACCAAGUGCAUUGUUCAGCUACAUGACCUCCACCGCGAUCCCCACUUGACAACUGAAGCAAAGUCAGCGGCUAACACUGCUCUUAUCCCCACAGCUGUUUACUGGACGGUUCGGAGUAUUGUAGUUGCUGGAUCACAACUUUUGGGGAUCACUGGCAUGGGUCCUGAGUAUGUGACAGAGACAUGGGAACUAUCAUCCUUGGCCCAUAAGCUCGAAAACAUACACAGCCACCUCAAGGACAAUCUCGACAGAUUACAAGAUAUCAUCCAGAGGAAGAAGGAUGAUGAAGCCUUAGCUGCAAUUGCUUACAUCUUGGAAACACCACACAUUGAUAACACCAAGCCUUUGAGGGUCUUGUUUUACAAGGACGAUCUGCCUGCACUCUAUGAUUGCUACACCAAGAAGAGGGUUGACAUUGAUGUGCUGAAGAGGAAGGUUGUGAUACUGUUCCUUUCGGACCUAGACGUUGUCCACGAAAACGAGUACAUUAUUGUGCAACAAAUGUACAUGGAAAAACGGCAUAACCCAACUAGGCCAGAGAGCCAGUACGAGGUUGUGUGGGUUCCUAUUGUGGACAUGUGGACCGACGCCAAGUACCAGCAGUUUGAGGAAGUUAGAAGGAACAUGGAAUGGUUCACAGUGUUCCACCCUUCGGUUGUCUCUCCGACUGUCAUCAGGUACAUCAGGAAGCAGGAUAAAUGGAACUACGUCAAGAAGCCUCUGCUUGUGGUGAUGGACCCUCAAGGAAAAAUAGUGCACACCAAUGCGGUUCACAUGAUGUGUGUUUUUGGAAGCGCUGCCUUCCCUUUCACUAGCAACAGAGAGAAGUUGCUCUGGGACGAGGAGACAUGGAGGAUGGAGCUUUUGGCAGACUCCCUCGAUCAAAACCUAAUUACCUGGAUCACAGAAGGGAAAUACAUUUGCUUGUAUGGUGGGGAAGACAUAGAUUGGAUCAGAAACUUCACAAAGUCAGCAAAAAAAAUGGCUCAAGAAGCUGGGAUCCAGUUGGAAUUGCUUUAUGUGGGGAGGAGCAAGCCUAAGGAGAAAGUGGUCCGGAACAUCAUGAACAUCAUCCAAGCUGAGAAGCUAAGCCACACUCUUGAGUGGAACCUCAUCUGGUUCUUCUGGUUGCGUCUCGAGAGCAUGUGGCAGUCCAAGGGACAACAGAUUCAGUCCGAGGCUUUUCGGUCAGGUCAAUUUAGGACCGACAACAUAAAGAAUGAUGCAGUGAUGCAGGGGAUCAUAUCGAUGCUGAGCUUUGGUUCAAGUGACCGCGGGUGGGCUGUGAUUGGCGCCGGUUCAUCAGAUAUGUCUAAGGCUAAUGGGGAGCACAUGCAUAGAAGUUUGAGGGAGUUUAACUUGUGGAAUAGAAGGGUGAGUGAGAUAGGGUUUGUGCCCGCACUGAAUGAGUACCUGGCUGGGGUUUAUAAAGAAGCUCCACAUCACUGCACCAGUCUCAUAUUGCCUGCCACUGGACUCAUGCCAGAGACUGUGGCCUGCGCUGAAUGCGGCCGCCUCAUGGAGCGGUUCACCAUGUUCCGCUGCUGCACUGAUUGAUGAGCUUAUGUUGCACCAGACCACAAGUGUGAUUUUUAUGAUACGUUGAGUUUCCCUUGCUGAUUACAGGCUUCUGCUGCUUUUCACUACUCGAAGUUUGCUAUAUUAUGUAUGACAAUAAAUGUGACAUCUAAAUUAUGCUGGUGCAUUAGGUGCCGCCUACAGUGUGUUUUCAUAUUAUGAUCCAAUAUUAUCGCUAUCAAUAAAUUUCAAUUAUUUUUAAUA